AUGGCCGAGUGUGCCGCCGUUCCGCUCGGUGUUCGCGCUCAGUCUCACUCCGUGGCUCGACGACUGAAUCUGGCUAGCUCUCUGUCGGUCAAGCGUACCAGGGUUCUUCCAUCGUCUAAAUCUUUCGGUGUGUCUUUCACAGCUUUCUCAAGGCCCGAGGUCGUCAAGACCGAGUCCGCCUCUCGGCUGAAAAUUGUCGCACAAGCCCAGGCAGGUGCUGGCGCUGGUUCCUCUCCGGAGCCCAAGGCAGUGUCAACGACUGAGGCAGAGGACGCGGCUUUCAAGCUUAAGAUUGGUGGAUAUUUUGCACUGUGGUGGACGCUGAACGUUGUUUUCAACAUCUACAACAAGAAAGUGCUCAACGCCUUCCCCUUUCCAUGGCUAUGCUCUACUCUCGCCCUUGCUGCUGGAGUCACGAUCAUGUUGCUCUCCUGGGCGACGCGUCUGGUGGAAUUCCCCGACACAGAUCUGGACUUCUGGAAGACAUUGUUCCCUGUCA
Messenger RNA from Closterium sp. NIES-65, 499 nucleotides. The record is from the annotation of a GenBank genome assembly. NCBI's taxonomy places the organism in Eukaryota, Viridiplantae, Streptophyta, Zygnematophyceae, Desmidiales, Closteriaceae.